Molecule: messenger RNA, 2015 nt
Organism: Drosophila yakuba
Lineage: Eukaryota; Metazoa; Arthropoda; Insecta; Diptera; Drosophilidae
Gene: abs
Product: ATP-dependent RNA helicase abstrakt
Exons: 1
Coding region: 102-1961 (619 amino acids)
Biological process (GO): mRNA splicing, via spliceosome
Cellular component (GO): spliceosomal complex
Molecular function (GO): RNA binding; ATP binding; zinc ion binding
Source: RefSeq, a predicted model, not a curated record
GCCGUCGAUAGCCGGGUUAGCCAAGUUUAAAACGUCGCAGUGGCCUGUUUGCUUACAUCCAGAUUACCCAAAGCGAAAGUCAGAAAUAUAGAUCGACUUGUAUGGCGUUUGUAAAGCGGUAUCGGAGGUCGUCUAACUCCUCCGAGGAAGGCGACCAGGACAACGAGGAGUACGUGCCGUACGUGCCGUUGAAGGAACGGAAGAAGCAGCACCUCAUGAAGUUGGGUAGGAUCGUACAUCUAGCCUCGGAAAUGGCGCAGCCAAAGUCUUCGAGCGAAAACGAGAAUGAGGACGACUCGCUAGGCGCUCACGACGUCGAGACCUGGGGGCGGAAGUACAACAUUAGUUUGCUUGACCAGCACACAGAACUAAAGAAAAUUGCGGAGGCCAAAAAGCUGAGUGCCGUCGAAAAGCAGCUACGAGAGGAGGAAAAGAUUAUGAAGAGCAUUGCUCAGCAGAAGGCCCUUAUGGGUGUGGCAGAGCUAGCAAAGGGAAUUCAGUACGAGCAGCCCAUCAAAACCUCCUGGCAGCCGCCGCGUUACAUUCGAGCAAUGUCGGAGAAAGAGCGCGAGGCCGUGCGCCAGGAGUUGAGGAUUCUAGUGGAGGGAGAAAAUCCAAGCCCGCCAAUUCGCAGCUUCCGAGAAAUGAAGUUCCCCAAAGGUAUUCUGAACGGCUUAGCGGCCAAAGGCAUUAAGACCCCGACCCCAAUCCAAGUGCAAGGUCUGCCCACUGUACUAGCUGGCCGCGACCUAAUUGGCAUAGCCUUCACAGGGUCUGGAAAAACGCUUGUCUUCGUGCUGCCGGUCAUCAUGUUUGCCCUGGAACAGGAGUACAGUCUGCCUUUUGAGCGUAGCGAGGGCCCCUACGGGCUGAUCAUCUGCCCGUCCCGCGAGCUGGCCAAGCAAACACACGAGAUCAUCCAACACUACAGCAAGCACCUUCAGGUGUGCGGAAUGCCUGAGAUUCGUUCCUGCCUGGCUAUGGGUGGGUUGCCGGUCAGCGAGGCCCUUGACGUGAUCUCACGCGGAGUACAUAUCGUUGUGGCGACACCAGGCCGCCUCAUGGACAUGCUGGACAAGAAAAUCCUUACGCUAGACAUGUGCCGGUACCUGUGCAUGGAUGAGGCUGACCGCAUGAUUGACAUGGGAUUUGAAGAGGACGUGCGUACGAUAUUCUCCUUCUUCAAAGGCCAGCGUCAGACACUUCUAUUUUCGGCCACCAUGCCAAAAAAGAUCCAAAACUUUGCCCGUUCAGCCCUCGUGAAGCCUGUCACAAUAAAUGUGGGACGCGCGGGUGCUGCGUCAAUGAACGUCACCCAGCAUGUUGAGUACGUUAAGCAAGAGGCAAAAGUGGUAUAUUUGCUGGACUGCCUGCAGAAGACCGCGCCGCCCGUGCUCGUUUUUGCUGAGAAGAAGCAGGAUGUGGAUUGCAUACAUGAGUAUUUGCUGCUGAAAGGCGUGGAGGCGGUGGCAAUUCAUGGCGGAAAGGAUCAGGAAGAACGAUCGCGAGCGGUCGAUGCUUACCGCGUGGGCAAAAAAGAUGUGCUGGUGGCCACCGAUGUGGCCUCGAAGGGCCUCGACUUUCCCAACGUGCAACAUGUUAUUAACUAUGACAUGCCGGACGAUAUUGAAAACUAUGUGCAUCGUAUUGGCCGUACAGGUCGUUCCAACACUAAGGGAUUGGCUACCACGCUAAUAAACAAGAUAACUGAGCAGUCGGUCCUGCUAGACCUGAAGCACCUGCUCAUCGAGGGCAAGCAAGAGGUCCCAGAUUUCUUGGACGAACUGGCGCCUGAGACCGAGCACCAGCACCUGGACCUGGGCGAUUCGCAUGGCUGCACCUACUGUGGUGGUCUAGGCCAUCGCAUCACGGAAUGCCCAAAGCUGGAGGCUGUUCAGAACAAGCAAGCUUCAAACAUAGGACGUCGCGACUACCUUUCAAAUACCGCAGCAGAUUACUAAACCCCGACCACCACCUUAUUAAAAUAAUAAUAAAUAGAUUAGUAUACAUACAUA